UUAUAAUAGCUUUUAGCGGUGAUUUGUCUGGAAACGUGUGUUUUACUCACACGUGUUUGAAUAAGUUUUCAUUAAGUUUUUCAUAUAUUUCAAGUUGACAUAAUGGCUGAUGUUGCUGAUAUUCCCGUUGAAGAGGUGAAAAAUGGUGCGUCCGAAAAAGCCGAAGAAGUAGCGACUGAAAAUCCUACAGUAACUGCAGAUGAAAUCAAAAAAGAUUCCGCAGCGGAAAUUAAAGAAGACAGCACAGAGGAAAAAAGCGAUGUUGCAGAAGAAACCAAGAAGGAUAGUUCCGAAGAUGAAAACGCUGGUGACGUGCAACUGAGCAAACAAGAGCGGGGUAUUAUACGUCAAGUGGAAUAUUACUUCAGUGACGCUAAUUUGCGUCGUGAUAAAUUUUUGUUGGAGCAGAUCUCCAAGGAUGAAGAGGGCUGGGUACCUCUUUCCGUCUUAUUAACAUUUAAACGUUUAUCAUCUUUGAGUACCGAUCCGAAUGUGAUCAUUGAUUCCCUUAUAAAGUCUGAUGAAGGUUUACUCGAAAUUAGUGAAGAUAAGGAAAAGCUUCGCCGUCAUCCCGAACGUCCUAUUCCAGAGCACAAUGAGGAACAACGUAAAGAAGUGCAAUCGCGAACUGCAUAUGCUAAAGGUUUUCCAUUGGAAACCACCAUGUCGGAGUUGAUUGAUUUCUUUGCACCUUAUGAAAAGGUGUUGCACAUUACCAUGCGCAAAUACCUAGAUAAACCCACCAAAACAUAUAAAUUCAAAGGCAGCGUAUUUGUAACAUUUGCGAAGAAAGAACAAGCUCAAGAGUUCAUCGAGAAGGAAAAGGUACUAUAUAAGGAACGUGAACUUUUACGCAAAUGGCAAGAUAAGUUUUAUGAAGACAAAAAAGAAGAGACAAAGUCUAAAUCAAAGAAGGGCAAAGCCAAAGUAGAGGAAGAAAAGUUGCAACUGCCUAAAGGAACUGUUGUGUACUUCGAAAAUUGUACAGAUGUUGUUACCCGCGAGUUAUUGCGUGAGGCUGUAGAAAAGGUUGAAGGCAACUGGGAAAUUGCUUAUAUUGAUUAUAGCAAAGGCGACAAAACAGGUCAUAUUCGCUUUUCUGACGAAAAUAAUGGAUCUCAGUUCCUCGAGAAAUUGACUGAAAAUAAGUUGAAAUUGAGCGAUGACUUGGAGCUGGUAUUGCGUACGCUCUCGGAAGAAGAAGAGAAGACAUAUUUGGCUAAGGCUGUUGAACAAAUGAAAAGUCGACGAAACCACCACAACAAAAAUAAGUUCGGUCACGGCAACCGCAAACGUCGCGGCGGACACGAGCAUCGCAAUGACGAAAAGAAAAGGCGAUCUUAAGCAAACUUUUGCAAAAGAAAUAAUGCAAAUCUUUUUUAACAAUUGGCUAAAAUGGUCAUCUAAAUGUUAUAUUUAUGUGCAUAAUUAUAUGUAAAGACUAAGUAAUAGAAGUAACCUUAAGUCACUUGAGUAUAUGAGACGUACGAAAUUCAUGACGCAUUCACAUUUUCCACUUUUAAGAAUCCGAAUAUAGGAAUUCGUCUUUUUUUUUAACACUGUGUGCAUUGUGAAUGUUGGUGCAUAUUUUUUAAGAGUGUUAACUGAAAUUAUUUGAAAAUAGAUUUAGAUUUAAAGAAAAUCAAUAACAAAAAAUAGUAUAAAGAAUAUUUUUAUCAAAAUAUAUGCGUAAAAAUUGAAUACAUCUUAAUGUAUUUAACGACUGGCUCGAAUUGGCCAAUAUUAAUAAAUACAAAACGUUUCACAAAAC
Molecule: messenger RNA, 1771 nt
Organism: Bactrocera neohumeralis
Lineage: Eukaryota; Metazoa; Arthropoda; Insecta; Diptera; Tephritidae
Gene: La
Product: la protein homolog
Exons: 4
Coding region: 103-1344 (413 amino acids)
Biological process (GO): RNA processing; positive regulation of translation
Cellular component (GO): nucleus; cytoplasmic stress granule; cytosol
Molecular function (GO): RNA binding
Source: RefSeq, a predicted model, not a curated record